Messenger RNA from Durio zibethinus, 1310 nucleotides. It is a transcript of the gene HVA22C, whose product is annotated as HVA22 homolog C. The record is from RefSeq and is a predicted model, not a curated record. NCBI's taxonomy places the organism in Eukaryota, Viridiplantae, Streptophyta, Magnoliopsida, Malvales, Malvaceae.
CUUGCAUAUUCAGGGCUCCAACAUUGAAUCGCUCGUUUUUCUUCAAGAUUAUUUCCUAUUCCAAGCCCGGACAGCCAUCGCAAUCAAUGAUAUAUAGAGCCCAAAAUCUUAUCAAAACCCACACAAUAGAGGGCCCAAAAUCUUGGGCUAUUGCUAAGGACCAAGAUCAUGCAUCUAAGGCUGAUCAUCCCUUACGUGGCAAGGUUUUGUUGUCCUUUAUGUGGUGAGAUCAUAUGCACAACCACACCUGAUUAAAUUCAAAGAAAUUCGGUGCCUCUUUUCUCGUGCAGCAUAUGAUUCUCUGGAAAUUUCUGUUUUCCAAUCAAAAAAGGCGCCCUUUACCCCACAUUUCCUCUGCUUUUCGUUCUUUACUUUCAAAGUUUAAUCUUGAAAGCUUUCACAUUUGCCCCCUGCUUGUGUUUUUGCUCUCUCUCUCUCUCUCUCUCUCUCUGCUUUUAGAACCUGAAAGGAAAAACCAAACAAAAAGCUCAAUUUUAGUAAGCACAACAAGAAGCAAUGGGUUCCCAGAACUUUUUUCAAGUUGUUGCCAAGAACUUUGAUGUUCUUGCUUUGCCUCUGGUCACUCUUGUUUACCCUCUAUAUGCUUCGAUUAAGGCUAUAGAGACCAGGUCUAGCAGCGAUGAUCAGCAAUGGCUGACAUAUUGGGUCCUUUACUCUAUGAUUACACUUUUUGAACUUACAUUUGCCAAAGUCCUUGAAUUGUUCCCCAUUUGGCCAUAUGCUAAGCUAAUUGUGACAUGCUGGUUGGUCCUGCCUCACUUCAAUGGCGCUGCAUAUGUUUAUAGUCACUACAUUAGACCAUUUUACAUGAAUCCUCAAAGAACCACAAUUUGGUAUGUCCCUCGCAAAAAGAAUAUCUUCAGCAAGCCAGAUGACAUCCUAACUGCUGCUGAGAAGUACAUUGAAGAGCAUGGGACUGAAGAAUUCGCAAGGAUGAUAACCAAGGCUGAAAAAGAAGAAAGAGUGAGGCGCAGCAACAAUUACAUGAUUUUCGAUGAUGAUUAUAUAUAUUGAACUUUCAUAUGAUCAUCUUUCAUUAUAAAUCUAGUUGUAAGACGUUAAGAAAUUCUAAUUAUCUAUAUGUAAAAUGGCAAUCAUCUUCAUGAUGUGGCACAAAAUAUAUAUGGUUUCUUCUUAUGUUAUAGUUUCGUUUUGUAUAAAAUAUACUGAACUUCUCGCAAAAACUUAGGAUAUGCCAAAAUGCAAUUUCAUUUCUCAACAAAACUAUUAAUUUUGUGUUUUAUUUUUAUGUUUUAUUUCAUAAAACAUAAUAUAAAUACAUAAAUUUU